CGGUCCUCGCAGCUUGUUACCCGGACACCGAUCUCACAUUAAGUUGUUGACCUGCAUGCUGCCGACCUCAUUCUCAUUCUGUGCAGGCGACAUGAACUAGUACUUGAUCCUGGGUUUGCAGAGAAUCAUCAACAAUACUUCACAAAUAUGGGUCUGACUCAAUGUCACACCGGCUCGCAGUCGACGUCCCUCCUCCUCCCCCUCCGAGUCGUCUUAUAACUUAUUGGGAUCGCGAUACAAGGUCAUUUUUAGACAUGCAGGUCUGUUUUCUAUCCAAUUGGAGACUCCAGGGAGCAUUUCAGGUGGAAACUCGGGGCAAGGGCCUGCCUGACGUCAGCGGCAUGAACUUGAACUCAGUUCUAUGAUUCUGGCCAUCAGCAGUUUCUCGCAAUUCACAGUGACAGCUGGCAAUGUCUACCUCUCGAUACAUCCCUCACUCUAACAAGCCGCCUGCCGACCUGCGGGUUUUGCAAGAGGACAUUCAAGACGCACUCAUGUCUAACGUGAGGCGUAUUCACAGGCACUCGGCUACCCGAGCUGGCGUAUACAUUGGUUCUGCAGGAGUUUAUCUCAUGGACAAGAGCGUGGCAGGAUUCGUGCCAUCGGACCCGGCGAAAUCGACCAUCGCUCCCCUUACGUCCCAGCAGUUGACGGUCCCACAUUCAGGCUCCCGCGCUUCGUUUCUCGAAACCAGCGUCGGAUCAGCAACCCUCAUCCUGAAGGAGAAGCUCUGGGUUAGCUCUGGUCUGCGCAAGGCCAACGUCGGCGGGAGCGAUCUGCAGAAGAUUGACGAGUUGUGGACGCCCUGCGUUCAACUACUCGAAACUGCCCUCCAAGUGUCGGCCAGUGAAGAGAUGGACGACGACGGUUGCGAUGUCCUAUAUGGCCGCGCAGGGCUGUUGUACUCCCUGCAUUGUCUUCGGACGGAACUCGCGUCUCUUCGCGACGGCGGUGUGUCGAUCAGCCAGACCGAGGAUCCCGCCAUUCGUGUUGUUGCAUCGCUCUGCGCCAAUGCCAACGUACAAGCGCUGGUUGAGGACAUCAUGGAGCGAGGCAAGAUCGGUGCUCGCGAAUACAAAGAGGAGCUCGCAAGUCUUAGAGACGAGCGCGACAAGGUCCCUCCCCUCAUGUGGAGAUGGCACAGCACCCGCUAUCUUGGAGGCGCGCACGGUGUCGCUGGGAUUCUGCAUAUGCUCGUCCUAACGCCGUCAAGUAUCAUUCAACCGCACUGGUCGGACAUCGUCGAGAUGAUCGAAUGGCUGCUGGCGAUCCAGGAGCCGCUUGGGAAUUGGCCUUCAAAAGCUGGAAGGCACUUGUAUCACGUCGCUGGUGGCACAGCGACGAGCGCAGAGGCGAAGCGCGUGAGCAUCGGCGAGGAUGACCGGCACGAGCUUUUGCAGUGGUGCCACGGCGCUCCCGGCGUGCUCAUGCUGCUGUCCAUGUUCCUCAAUCGAACCGCGCAGUCAUCUUCACUCACCAUCUCAUCGUCCCUCCGGGAUCGGACCAUCGCGGCCGUGCAGCGCGGCGGCGAGCUCGUCUACACUCACGGCCUACUCCGCAAGGGCGUCGGACUCUGCCAUGGCGUUGGUGGCAGCGUGUAUGCGCUCCUCGCCGUCUCCGACGCGCUCGACUCGGGGGAGGACACUUAUUGGCUCGUGCGCGCGGUGCACCUCGCGCACCUGGCCACGGAGUACGGCGCGCUGGAACGGAAGGGCGAGAUGUAUGUGCCCGACGAGCCGUACAGCCUGUAUGAAGGCGUCGCGGGGAUGUGCUGUGCGUGGGCGGAGGUGCUCGUGAGGCUCGGCGUACCGAGCCGUGGUGUUGAGAAGAGGAAGUUGGGGAUGCCCGGUUAUGAUGACCUGUGA
Molecule: messenger RNA, 1865 nt
Organism: Fomitopsis serialis
Lineage: Eukaryota; Fungi; Basidiomycota; Agaricomycetes; Polyporales; Fomitopsidaceae
Exons: 5
Coding region: 411-1865 (484 amino acids)
Biological process (GO): peptide modification; carbohydrate metabolic process
Cellular component (GO): plasma membrane
Source: RefSeq, a predicted model, not a curated record